Messenger RNA from Spodoptera litura, 2256 nucleotides. RefSeq names its product solute carrier family 22 member 1. Gene Ontology annotation, cellular component: membrane. Gene Ontology annotation, biological process: transmembrane transport. NCBI's taxonomy places the organism in Eukaryota, Metazoa, Arthropoda, Insecta, Lepidoptera, Noctuidae. The record is from RefSeq and is a predicted model, not a curated record. Gene Ontology annotation, molecular function: transmembrane transporter activity.
UUCAAUACCGCACUGAAUGUUGUUAACCUCGUGGUUAUCAGCGUCGUGCCUACCCCACAAUAAAUAUUUAAUUAGCUCGCACAUAUAGCGCGCGCCACUCACUGCGGGGCCAGCGGCCGCCUCCUGCACACUACUUCGCACUACUCUGCCGGUGCCACUGCUGUACCCGUGACAUUUCCACCGAGGCUAUAAACUUGUUUUAUUAAUUUAGAACAUACAUAUUCAUUGUGUUAGAUGCUAUCGAGUAGUCCUAUCAGGCGCACGUUUAUUGCCAAACUGUGAUACGAGCACAUCGUGCACUAGUCGCGGCCUCCAGGACAUGCCCCAGCGCUGCAGUGGUGCGGAGAGUGAGUUACAGUGAGAUACGUGCGAGUGGCAGCAGUACCUGUGCCCACGGAGCAGGCACACUGACUAUUGUGGUAGCAGUGUAAGAGGAACAUGGCAGAGCUGAACGCGGAGUCAAAGCGCGUGCACCUGGACGAGGUGCUGGGGCAGCUGGGCGCGUUCGGCCGCCACCAGGCCGUCACGAUGGCCAUGCUGGCACUGGUCUACGCCACGAACUCCAUGUACAACGUCAACUACGUCUUCGCCGUCGAGGACGUCGGCUACAGAUGUAGGAUACCAUCGUGCGACGGCCCUGACGCUUUGUUCAGCGUGCCGUGGCUGAACCAGUCGCAGGAGUGGUCGGACGAGCCGCUCAAGCAGUGCCGGGCGCCCGUGGUCACCGGCUGCGCGCUCUCCAACCGCACCGGGGACGAGCUCUGCACGCACUGGGUGUACGAGAAGCCGGACAGCUUCACCGCAGAGUUCGGGCUGGCGUGUGACGACUGGAAGCAGACCCUGGUGGGCACCGUGCACAGCUUCGGCAACAUGCUGGGCCUGCUCAUACAGGGCCAGAUCUCGGACAGGUUCGGCCGCAAGACGGCGGCGGUGUUCGCAGGCACGAUGGGUGCCGCACUGGGCCUCACCAAGAGCUUCGCCACCUCCUUCUGGUUCUACAUCGUGCUGGAGGCGCUCGAAGCGGCUGUCGGAGACGCGCUCUCUCCCAUGUUCAUGCUGAGUAUAGAAAUAGUGGAGAAAAAGCGUGCUGUUCUAUUCCAAAUGAUUUUACUGAACUGUUACACAUGCGGCCUAAUUGUGAUGCCGUUCAUUGCGUGGGCGGUGCCCUACUGGAGGAACUUUCUACGAGUCAUAUACGCCCCGACACUCCUCAUUCUUACUUACUCCAUCUUCUUGGACGAGAGCAUCCGCUGGCUGUAUAGCAAGGGUAGGAAAGAACGCGCGGUGCAGCUGAUACAGAAGAUUGCAAAGAGGAAUGGCGUGAACAUCGACGGUACCAUGCUGGACAAGCUGGACUACGCAGACGAGGAGACCAAGACUGGCGUCAGCGACAGGAAGUUACUCAUGAAGACGUUCAAAUCAAGAAUUAUGAUGCAAAGGUUCCUGGUGUGCAUGGUGUGGUGGUUCACUAUAACGCUGAUCAACUACGGCAUGAUGAUCAGUGCGGUUCACAUCGCCGGCAACAAGUACGUCAACUUCUCCCUGCUGAUGCUGAUGGACAUUCCCGCCAACGUAUUCUACUGGCUGGCACUCUCCAAGUACAAGAGGAAGAUACCACUCCUCGCAUCAUUCAUGGUUGGAGGGAUAUUUUGUAUCUCACAGCCUUUCGUGCCUAAAGGCUACGCGUGGCUGGGGCUGACGCUGUUCAUGAUGUUCGAGAUGCUGGCCACGUUCUCGUACAACAUCGUGUACAUGUACACGUCGGAGCUGUUCCCCACCUACACCAGGAACUCCAUGCACUCCAUCUGCUCCGCCAUCGGCCGCGUCGGCUCGCUUGUAGCGCCGCAGACACCGCUCUUGAUGUCAUACUGGUAUGGACUUCCAACAUUUCUGUUCGGCGUGACGUCCGUAGUGGCGGGCUCACUGACGCUGCUCAUGCCGGAAACAGCUCGGUCUGAGCUACCCGACACCGUCGCAGAGGCCGAACGGAUCGGACGCAAGCAACUGUUGCCGGAGCAACAAAGUCUCACGCAACGAAACAGGAGACGAAGUUAGGCCAUCGUGUUGAUGUUGCGGGCCGUCGACUGUAACGUGUUCACAAGUCUGUCACGUUGUGCGCGCUGUACUCCGCGAGCUUCAGUGGAAGCUUACACCUACCUCCUCUCAUGUGAUAUGUCUACACAUUAACGUUCGCUUAUAUCUCGAGUGGAUCAUAGUUAUAUAAUUUCCUUUGAUUAUAUUUUCAAAGUUUAUACU